Panicum virgatum (switchgrass) is the source of this 564-nucleotide messenger RNA. RefSeq lists its product as uncharacterized. The transcript is spliced from 2 exons. Lineage: Eukaryota; Viridiplantae; Streptophyta; Magnoliopsida; Poales; Poaceae. The coding region runs from base 1 to 564 and encodes 187 amino acids. The record is from RefSeq and is a predicted model, not a curated record.
AUGCGCAAGCCACCUGAGGCCACAAAACAAAGGAUUGGGGCCUGGGAGGCUCUGGGGGGGCUCACCAAGGUCCGGAACGGCCGGAGUUGCAGCGGAGCGGGGCCGACGUCGAGGUCCGGCGGCAGCGGCGGCGUGGAGGUCGCGGACUGGUCGCAGGGGUGGUUCUCCGGGCUCUGGACCUUCACGGUUCGUCUCGCGGUGGUGCUGCGGAGGCCUAACGGGGGUCAGGGUGGUCCAGCGGUCGCCGGCGACAUGGAAAUUGCGGCGGCAGAGCCACUUACCGGCGAUGCGUCCCUGGCGAAAUUCCCGGUGCGGCGUGACUCGGUCCGGGGCCAAGGAGGUCGAGGAGCUCCACUGGGCGGGGGCGAAGCUAAAGCGGGGGUCCCGGUCGACGGCGGGUCGACGGGGCAGCGCAGGCGCGGCGGUGGAGGGAGCUCUGUUCCGGGCAGCGUGGCUGCUAGGGUUGCGGCAGCCUUUGGCGUGGGGUGUGGGUGCAGGGAGGUGCGGCCUGGGGCGUUUAAAGGAGGGAGAGCCGGGGAUUGCGGAGGGGCGCCGCGGGAUUAG